AUGAGUCGACAGUGCUACACCUCCAGCUCUCUCCUGGGAAGACGGGGCUUUUCCUCCGCGUCCGCUGUCUGCGGCCUCGGCAGGGGCAACAGCAGCUCAGCCUCCGUCUGCCAACCGGUGGGACGGAGAUGUGGAAUCGGUGGCUUCAGCAGCCGGAGCGUCUGCGACCUGGGGAGAGGGCAAAGGAUUUCCUUCGGCGGGAGCUGCCGCAGCGGGGUCUACGGCGGCGCCGGCGUCGGACGUUGCGGCGUGGCUUACGGCGGAGGACGCUUUGGCGUGGGCACUGUCGUGGGGUUUGGUAACUGCGGAAGCUACGGGGGCCUGGGCGGCUACAGAGGUCUUGGGGACGGCGUGGCUAUCGGAGGCUAUGGCAGCGGCAUCAGCAUCGGCCUCGGUGGAGGUAGAUCCGAAGGGAUUCGGGGUGUCAGCAUCCACCCGGAGCUCCUCAAGCCCCUCUGCGUGGGGGUCGACCCCGAGGAGUGCCAAGUGCGGACCCACGAGAAAGAGCAGAUCAAGAACCUCAACAACCAGUUCGCCUGCUUCAUCGACAAGGUCCGGCUGCUGGAGCAGCAGAACAAGGUGCUGACCACCAAGUGGGAGCUGCUGCAGCAGUAUGUCCUCCCAGCUUCCCGGAGAAACCUGGAGCCCGUUUUCGAGAACUUCAUCUGCAACCUGAGGAAGCAGCUGGAGUGCGUGCUGGGGGAGCGAGAGAGGCUGGAGAACGAGGAGCGGUGCCUCAGGGACCUGGUUCAAGAGUACAAGUGCAAAUAUGAAGACGAGAUCAACAAGCGCACGGCUGCGGAGAACGAGUUCGUGGUGCUCAAGAAGGAUGUGGACUGUCUCUACCUGACCAAGGAGGAGCUGGAGGUGAGAGUGGGCCUCCUGCGGCAGCAGCUGGAGUUCCUGAAGUGCAUCUACGCCGAGGAGAGAGCUCAGCUGGAUUGCCAACUGUGUGACACCUCUGUCAUCGUGCAAAUGGACAACAGCCGGGACCUGGACAUGGAAGGCAUCAUCAAGAGUGUUGAGUGCUGCUACGAGGAGAUUGCCCAGAAGAGCAAGGCUGAAGUGGAGGCCUUCUACCAAACCAGACUGGAGGAGCUCCACAGCAGCAGGGGCAAGUUCUGCGAUGACCUGAGAAACAACCAGAGCGAGAUAGCCGAGCUGAACAGGAUGAUCCAGAAGCUGCAGUGUGAGUCGGACAACGUGAAGAAACAGAUCGCAGCUCUGCAGACGGCCAUCUGCGACGCUGAGCAGCGGGGCGACUGCGCCCUCAAAGAUGCCCGGCAGAAGCUGAUUGACCUGCAGACCGCACUGCAGCAAGCCAAGGACAAGAUGGCAUGCUUGCUGAGAGACUACCAGGAGCUGCUGAACGUCAAGCUAGCCCUGGACAUCGAGAUUGCCACUUACAGGACACUGCUGGAAGGAGAAGAGAGCAGGAUAUGUACUGGCAACCCUGUGAGCGUAGCUGUGGUCAGCGGCGGUGGCACCGUCGGAGAGUGCCGAUCCCUAUCCGGAAUUGGAGGCAAAUGUGCCGUCAAGACAGGAGGGGCCGGUGCGGGGUUAGGGGUGGUCUCCUCCUUUGGUGUCGCCGGCACCGGCUUUAGCACCCGGAGCGUAGAUUGCCUUCCCAGGGUGGGGGGUGGAUUUGGGGCGAGGAGCGCGGUCAGCUGCGUGGGGCGAGAAGUCAUCUCCGGUGCGGAGGGGGUGCAGUGCACCACCGGCAUGGGCAACCUGGGGAACGUCGUGUGCGCUGGCGUGGAGCAGUGCAGCCCGGGAGCCGUCAUCAUUCCCGGGGCAGGGGUGUGCGGCACCGGGAGCAGGUACAGCACAGCCGUGCGCGUGGUCAGAACAACCCGGUAG
Messenger RNA from Grus americana (Whooping crane), 1860 nucleotides. RefSeq names its product keratin, type II cytoskeletal 4-like. The transcript has 9 exons. Bases 1 to 1860 code for a protein of 619 amino acids. Gene Ontology annotation, cellular component: keratin filament. Lineage: Eukaryota; Metazoa; Chordata; Aves; Gruiformes; Gruidae. Gene Ontology annotation, biological process: intermediate filament organization; keratinization. The record is from RefSeq and is a predicted model, not a curated record. Gene Ontology annotation, molecular function: structural constituent of skin epidermis.